AUGUUAAUGACGAUUUUCUUACAAAGCAAAGAGACCAGCAGCGACAACGGCGAUGGCACCAACCAUACCGUUAGCAGACAAACCACCGGCAGCAGCACCGCUAGCAACAGAGACGGCUGGAGAAGAGUAGUUGGAGGUACCGUUGGAAGCAGCAACAGAGGUGGAGUUGGCAGCUUCGGUGGUGGCGACAGCAGCUUCGGUGGAAGAGUAAGUGGAGUAUGGGCAGCUGGUGACUUCAGAACCACAGGAGUAGAUGGUACCGGUGACGGUGGCAUCGACGUCGGUGACAACGACAGUGGUGGAGGCAGCAGCGGUGGCGACGAAGAGAGCGACAGUAGAGAAUUGCAUUUUUAG
Molecule: messenger RNA, 354 nt
Organism: Saccharomycopsis crataegensis
Lineage: Eukaryota; Fungi; Ascomycota; Saccharomycetes; Ascoideales; Saccharomycopsidaceae
Exons: 2
Coding region: 1-354 (117 amino acids)
Source: RefSeq, a predicted model, not a curated record